Molecule: messenger RNA, 1172 nt
Organism: Rubroshorea leprosula
Lineage: Eukaryota; Viridiplantae; Streptophyta; Magnoliopsida; Malvales; Dipterocarpaceae
Source: the annotation of a GenBank genome assembly
CUAAUUUUAAUUUAAAUACUUUUCAUCUUCGUAUGUUUUUGAGUUUUUAUUUUAGGUAUUAAUUUUGUGUUACAUUACACAUCUGUCUUUAUAAUGAGCAAUUCCUGCUCUCUACAAUCCAUUUGACAAAUAUUUUUCCCUCUAGGUGCUCAGAAGUUUAGGUAAUCCUGUGGCUGGUGAUUCACACACAACUUCUGCAAUUCUCAUUCCUGGACAUGAUCACAGGCUAGUAAAUGCUUGCACUUUCUAAGCUGCUGAAUUAUUGUCUUCAUUACAUUUUAAUUAUUAACAUUUUCAAACAUUUUAGAUAAUGUGAUAAAAGUUCUAGUAAAAUGUUUGAAGAGUGAACACAGGGUCUUGAAGGUAGUGGGUCUAUGUUCAUUGUUUUGGUAUUAAUUAUCAUCAGCAAUUCUCACUCAAAACUUUGCUGUUAUUGUAGGAAGCAGUAUGGGUUCUAUCAAAUAUGGUUGCUGGUUCCAUCAACCAUUAGCAGCUGAUAUAUUGUAGUGAAGCACUGCCUUUAUUGUUAUGCCUUCUUUCUUUAGUCCCUUUCGAUAUGAGAAAGGAAGUGGCCUAUGUCUUGGGAAACAUCUGUGUUGGCCCAACAGAGGGUGAUGGAAAGCUAAAUCUCAUUGUGGAGCACUUGGUUUCCCUUGUUCAGAAAGGUUGCCUCUCUGGUUUCAUUGAUUUGGUCAGAUCUGCUGAUAUUGAAGCUGCAAGAGUUGGACUUCAAUUUAUGGAGCUGGUAUUAAGGGGAAUGACAAACGGAGAGGGUCCAAAGCUUGUUGAACGAGAAGAUGGAAUUGAUGCAAUGGAAAGAUUCCAGUUUCAUGAAAAUAUAGACUUGAGAAAUAUGGCAAACGGUUUAGUUGAUAAAUAUUUUGGGGAGGAUUACGGGCUUGACGAGUAAGGGUACUUAAUGACUCCAGGGACCCGUUGUCCCUCUAUCCAUCUCUGCUUUCACGAUCCUUCUCUGAAUUUUCUUCCAAUCUUUUGUGGUAGGUAAAAUUGUGGUUUAUGAAGUUGACUUUGAAUUUGAAGGCCUCCUCUCCAUACCCAACGGAACAUCUGCUGCAAGCCUAGGUCAUGUAUGGCGUUUGGGUGUGUAUACGCUUUAGGAAUUGUCUUAAUUUUUUUUAAAAUAAUAAUAAUAAAAAACUUGCCAAUUUCAG